Sapajus apella (tufted capuchin) is the source of this 2222-nucleotide messenger RNA. It is a transcript of the gene CBLL2, whose product is annotated as Cbl proto-oncogene like 2. Gene Ontology annotation, molecular function: ubiquitin protein ligase activity. Bases 769 to 2028 code for a protein of 419 amino acids. The record is from RefSeq and is a predicted model, not a curated record. The transcript has a single exon. Gene Ontology annotation, biological process: regulation of cell adhesion; protein ubiquitination. Lineage: Eukaryota; Metazoa; Chordata; Mammalia; Primates; Cebidae.
UUGGCCUCCCAAAGUGCUGAGAUUAUAAGCGUGAGCCAUAGCACCUGACCCUAUUCAUUACUUUUUCCAUGAUUUUUCCUUGUCAAGAUAAAUGUAAUGCUCCCUUCCUCCAGACAAAGGUGACUUUAAAUUUACUUUAUCGUGAAAUCACAAAAUGUUAAAGGUGUAUUUUGCGUGUAUGUACAUAUACAUACGUACACACACAAACCAUCCUAUCUUAUUCCAGUGAGAGAUUUGAAGCAGUUUACAAAAAUGCAAUAGGAUAAAAACAAAUAAGUUAGUCCUAGAAGGCAAAGCUCUGCAGGGCCUGCCGGAAAUUUAUUCCCCAUGCCUGUCAGUUUCUGUUUCCACAAAGACUCCUUUCUCUGUGAGCACUGAAGAGCAGUAUUAGUAAACUCAACACUGAAACUUUUUCUUUCUCGGCCCAAGCUCCCUCACUAGAGUGGUGGGACGGGGCAGGUAAGAAGAGAACGAAGCCCUUAAAGGUCAAAGCAGUGGAGGGCUGGGGAGUGAUCAGAUCGCACUUCUGCCUUCUAGGCUUGGGAAGAUGGUGCGCAUGCGUUUUAACGCGCACGUUACUGGCACAUGACUCCCGGUCCCUUGUGUUCCGAACUUGGAUCCUAAUGACGCUGAUAAUGGGUUACUAGGCACUCAUAGUUUUGGAUCGUUGGGUGGCCUUGAUGUUAGCAGAAGAAUUCAUCUAAAGGUUGUUUUUGAGGAAGUAGACAAACCUAAAUCUGUGUCUUAACUCCAAAGAAUGUGAACAAGAUGCCUGCUGGUGAACAAGAAUGUGAAUGUAAUGAAGGGAAGUACUACUCUAAAGGAGGUAAACUGUUGAGGAAAGAGAAAAAAAUUCCUGGUUACCUUUGGGGGGACAUUAAGAUCAAUAUCAUAGGUAAAAAGGAUGAUUUACCAAUUCAUUUCUGUGACAAAUGUGAUUUGCCUAUUAAAAUCUAUGGGCGAAUAAUUCCAUGCAAGCAUGCUUUUUGCUAUGACUGUGCUAAUUUAUAUGACAAAAACGGAUGUAAAAUAUGUCCAGGCUGUAGUUAUCCUGUGCGUCGAAUUGAGAAGCAUAAACGAGGUUCUCUCUUCAUGUGUAGUGAUGUUCAGGGAUGCAAGAAAACAUAUUCGUCUCAGAAAAGCUUACAGGCUCAUAUCAUACGCCGCCAUAAGACAGCCGGAAAACAUGAUAGCAGUACUUCACUUGAAAAAGUUCAACCCUGUAUUGCUCCGCCACGAACUGAAAUCUCUGAAAUCCCUAAAAGACUGCAACAUGAGGGCCAUCUAAGCUAUAUUCCACCAGAGCAGCACACCAUGAUGCCACCACCGACUGUGCCACAUAUGCCACACAAGCACUAUAAUCGGUCACAUAAGGAUAUUUGGGCUCCUCCCAAAGAAUUAUCUCCAAGUCCGCCUUUUCCCAUCCAGUGGGAAACCAUUAGUAUUUUUACAAGAAAACAAGGCAAUGUAAUAACUAAGCAUAUUCAGAAGAACUCCAAUUCUGGUGCUAAGAAGCCAUCAUCUCCUGACUAUUCUCUGGAGUAUCAAGGUCAACCAGUGGUAUCAUACCCUAAUCAUAUUAGGCCUCAAAAACAGCAUUAUGCACAACUUCCAUCUCCAUCAUCAACGGUAAACCAUCCAAUGCCAUAUCCUCCUCAGGAUGUAGGUACUUCUAAUUUGAUUUCUAGCCAAGUGCCAGCACUAACCACCACCUAUGAUCCAUCACCUGGGUUUGUUAUUGUCCAGGUGCCACUUUUCAUGAAAUCUCCCCUACCACCUAUUCCCCAGUCUCAAAAUGGGAAUCCAUCUGAAAGUGAAUUCACUUUUCAUCAUUAUAACUCUAACUUUUUACCUCAGUCCACUGAAAAUCAGGAAACUUUGAACCCUCGUCUUACACAAAGAGAUGCAACGGAUCGUAGAUUAUGGCUUGGAUGGAAAGUACUGCCACCUCCACCAAUGUGGGAUCCACCUUCUUCAAACCUACAUGAAUCACAUCAUUCAGACCAGAGAAGAGAGAAACCAUAUUAAGGAUGAUAAUAGUAUUUUCAACUGAAGACCUGAUGAGAAAAGGAAAACAACUUCAAGUUCUAUACUGUAUUGUGGACAAGUGGCUCAGUUCAGCACAGCUGUAGUUUAACAACUUUGUUCCUCUGGUGUGGUAAAUUGACCUAAAGGUGACCUCUGAUCAUUUCCUGGAAUAAAUAUGUAUGGUUACAUUUUCA